Tigriopus californicus is the source of this 906-nucleotide messenger RNA. RefSeq names its product ATP synthase lipid-binding protein, mitochondrial-like (gene ATPsynC). The record is from RefSeq and is a predicted model, not a curated record. Gene Ontology annotation, molecular function: proton transmembrane transporter activity. The transcript has 2 exons. Lineage: Eukaryota; Metazoa; Arthropoda; Copepoda; Harpacticoida; Harpacticidae. Gene Ontology annotation, biological process: proton motive force-driven ATP synthesis; proton transmembrane transport. The coding region runs from base 119 to 490 and encodes 123 amino acids.
UCUCGUUCGGGCCAACUCUCCUCGCAGUCGUCUGACCUCCACCACCGAUACACGAACUCUUAGUUCUCUUCCGAUUCCUCGAGUCCAUCACUCUUGAUAUCCCAAAUCUACUACAGAAAUGGCUCAUCUCGCUCGAUUGACCUGUUCCCGUGGCCUCUUGGCCCAAUGGCAACGACCCGUGGUUUCGGCCGCUUGGACCAACCAGGCCCUGUCCAGCCCCGUGGUGAGCGCUCGUGCCCUUCAGACCUCGGCUGCCAAGAAGGACAUUGAUUCGGCCGCCAAGUUCAUCGGAGCUGGUGCCGCUACCGUGGGAGUGGCCGGUUCCGGCGCUGGAAUCGGAUCCGUGUUCGGUUCGCUCAUCAUCGGUUACGCCCGUAAUCCCUCUCUCAAGCAACAGUUGUUCUCGUACGCCAUCUUGGGAUUCGCCCUCUCCGAAGCCAUGGGUCUCUUCUGUUUGAUGAUGGCCUUUUUGCUCCUCUUCGCUUUCUAAGAUGUGUGCUUCGACCUAGCCUCCAAUUUGUUGUUCGUUGCUAAUGCGUGUGUGCGUGGCCGGGGUGGAUGAACUCUUCAUGCGCCCGGAAAUCGCUCUUCGGAUGUGGUGGCUACAUUGAUCUUGGCCCAGCCGCGCUGAGGUGUCGUGCGCAUUUUGGAAGGCUACUACAAACGCGAUCUUAUUUGAGAGAACGGACGAUUAGUGUGUAGGUCUGAGACAUAAAAAACAACCCCACAAAAAUAUACCACAUUUUCAGGAUAAAACUGUAUGAGCCAGUCUACGAAAAAUAUGAGAAAUGUUGCUUUUAAUACACAAUGUACGUCUUCUCGAACGAACAUCCUCCAGAAACCGUGUGUAAGACGAGUACAUGUUAUAAGUUAAUUAAAAAAGGGAUCAUAACAUCCGAUCGAAAA